This is a messenger RNA of Ctenopharyngodon idella (grass carp), 1562 nucleotides long. Its product is annotated as olfactory receptor 1-like. Lineage: Eukaryota; Metazoa; Chordata; Actinopteri; Cypriniformes; Xenocyprididae. The record is from RefSeq and is a predicted model, not a curated record. Gene Ontology annotation, biological process: G protein-coupled receptor signaling pathway. The transcript has a single exon. Gene Ontology annotation, molecular function: G protein-coupled receptor activity; olfactory receptor activity. Gene Ontology annotation, cellular component: membrane. Bases 185 to 1249 code for a protein of 354 amino acids.
AGCAGCUCACAAGCGUUCAGACAGUCACUGUCAUUGUUUGCUUUGACUCUAAAGCUUUAUGUUUAUUUAUACAGGUCUGUGAUUUAAAUGUUAUACAGCAAAUUUUUAAUCAUUAUGCUCAAAUUUAAAUGCAACUUUAUCUAGCAUUUGAAAAUAACUGUUAAAUGUGUAAAAAAAAAAAUUUAUGAAUUCUCAAAUUUUUCUUAUGUAUUUUUCUUAUGAUAAUUUACAUUUUCAGCUUUUCCAAAACAACAAAUGCAAAGUUGCCAUGAAUUCUGUAAAUGCAAGUUUUUCACAGAAUAUCUCCAUUGUUCAUCCUCAAUACUUUUUCAUCAUUGGACUUUCAGGUAUACCACAUAGCACUUAUUACUAUAUAUUUUUAUUUAUGAUUUAUUUUGUUACUAUCUUUGGGAACUCUGUAGUUCUUCUCAUUAUAGCUCUUGACCGAAGCCUGCACAGUCCAAAGUACAUUAGUGUGUUUAACUUGGCCUUGGCUGAUAUUGGUGAAACUAAUGCACUGAUUCCUAACAUGAUGAGGACUUUUCUGUUUGAGUCACAGUACAUCUCAUACAAUGCUUGUUUGGCAAACAUGUUUUUUGUGUUCUUCUUCAGUAGUUUGCAAAGUGUCACUCUUGUUGUUCUGGCAUAUGAUCGCUUCAUUGCAAUUUGUUUGCCAUUAAGAUAUCAUGCAAUUGUGAACAAUACCAGUAUGGUUUUAGUUUUUCCAGCAAUAUGGGCAUUUAAUUCUUUUAUGGUGGCCUUGAUGGUGUCUUUGAUCACCCGACUUUCAAUUUGCGAAUCCAAUGUAAUACAGAGUUAUUUUUGUGAUCAUGGGCCAGUGUAUAGGUUGGCAUGCAAUGACUAUAACCUUAAUAAGUCUGUGGGAUUUGUCAUCACAUCUUUAUACCUUAUAGCACCAAUGGUCAUUAUAUUCCUGUCAUAUUUGGGCAUUUUUCUUGCUUUAAGCAGAAUCACAACUUGGGAAAGACGUUUAAAAGCGCUUAAGACCUGUGUUUCUCACCUGUUGUUAGUAGGGAUUUAUUUCUUCCCAAUAUGCUUCACAUACCUUGCACAACUCUUGCUUGCUCUCACUCCCAAUGCCAGAGUCAUCAGCACAUCUCUGGCAUAUGUUGUUCCACCAAUGCUAAAUCCCAUCAUUUAUGUUUUAAACACAGCUGAAAUCAAAACCUUAUUGCGAAAAAUGCUUGACAACAGAUCUGCACCAAUUAGAGAUAAUAUUUCAAAAUGACUGCAAUUAUUGUUUGUUUUUCUAAUUCUUAAUAUUUAUGAUAAUAUAUAAAUAAAAGUAUCAUCAGUACUGGGACUGGAUGUAUGUGUUGGUGAAUAGCAGUAAUAUGCUAUUUAUGUACUUGUUUAUAUAUGAAUCCAGCUGUUUCCAAGUGUGUAUGUACUGCUUGUGGUCUUACUGACAUCGAGACAAAACUUGAAAAGGAAGAAUAUUUUAUAAUGUGAUUUGUGAACAAUUAUUGUUGUGUUUACUUAUUUUGUUACUCUGGGGUUUCAGCCACCAAAAUUGUACUAGCUUUCAUCUUUCACUCUUA